Otolemur garnettii (small-eared galago) is the source of this 378-nucleotide messenger RNA. RefSeq names its product chromosome unknown C17orf100 homolog (gene CUNH17orf100). The transcript has a single exon. Lineage: Eukaryota; Metazoa; Chordata; Mammalia; Primates; Galagidae. The coding region runs from base 1 to 378 and encodes 125 amino acids. The record is from RefSeq and is a predicted model, not a curated record.
AUGGCCUCACCCCUAGGGGAUAAGCCCACUUCACCCCGGGUGGGGACCGCCCGCUACAAAGAGACUUCGACCAUCCGCGUGGAGUCGUCGUCCCACCGCGUGGAGACUUCCUCUCGGCAGGUGCGAACAUCUUCUCGGCAGGUGGAGACCUCCCAGCGCCGCAGCGAGAAUCCCUCACUCUCCCCUUCUGGGAAACGCCUCCCUCACGUCCUCGAGGUGUCCUCCCAGCACGUGGAAACCUCCUCGCAGCGCACAGAAACGUCCUCCCGUCACGUCAGGGCCUCAUCCCUGCGGGUGGAGACAUCCCUGCACCACGCGGAGAGUCUGACCCGUGAGGGCAAGCCGGCAGCCCGCCAGAAAGUAAAAACAACCCGAUAA